Messenger RNA from Gamsiella multidivaricata, 1756 nucleotides. RefSeq lists its product as uncharacterized. Gene Ontology annotation, cellular component: cytoplasm. Gene Ontology annotation, molecular function: thioredoxin-disulfide reductase (NADPH) activity. The coding region runs from base 297 to 1643 and encodes 448 amino acids. The transcript has 3 exons. The record is from RefSeq and is a predicted model, not a curated record. Gene Ontology annotation, biological process: removal of superoxide radicals. Lineage: Eukaryota; Fungi; Mortierellomycota; Mortierellomycetes; Mortierellales; Mortierellaceae.
CCUCCUCUUCCUUCCCUUUCUUUUUUUUUUUUUUUUAUCAUCCCUCUCAUUCACUUCCUGAUUCACCUCAUCCUCCACUCUUCACCCUCCGUUGCCAUUAAAAACGUAAAGACACUUUCCUUCCUGUUCAGGUUUGCUUUGUUCUUUUUCUUCUUCUCUUCUUUGCUCAACAGGAAACAACGAAUCAUCAGAUCUGUUGGGAAAAUAAGAAAUCGCUCAAAUCAGGAUUCGCUUUCUAUUUCUUUCCAUCACGCUCCUGAUCCCUUCUGAUCAACAACAACCAACAACACUCAGCCAUGUCCUUUGCUCGUCUGCUCUGUCGUCAGCGCAGCACCGGGCUUGCCACGCUCUCUGCACGAAUCGCCAACUCGCCUCACAUCCCUCGCGCUGCUCUUUCCACCACUGCUCCAUCGCUCCUCUACAGCGCAGCGGUCACCAACCAGCAGUACAAUCGCGACUUCUCCUCUUCCAACAACGAUCGCAACAAUAGUGGCAACAACAACAAUAAAGAAAGCAGCAACAAGGGCACAAAGAGAACCAAGAACAAGACCCUAAACCUCGUCGUGUGUGCGUCAGCGAUUCUAACCAGUACAUCAAUUGCCUCUACAUCGCACUCUUCAGAUAAACCAAGGACCCUAUCCACCAUGCCUCCAGUUCCCAACACUCCCAACCACAGCAAGGUCAUUAUCAUCGGAUCUGGCCCUGCCGGCCACACUGCCGCCGUCUACCUUGCCCGUGCUAACCUCAACCCCGUCAUGUUCGAGGGUAUGAUGGCCAAUGGCUUUGCCCCUGGUGGCCAGCUCACCACGACGACCGAUGUCGAGAACUAUCCAGGUUUCCCUGAGGGUAUCAUGGGUGGAGAGAUGAUGGACAAGUUCCGUGAGCAGUCCAUCCGCUUCGGUACCGUCAUUCACACCGAGACCAUCGGCAAGGUCGACUUGACCUCCCAGCCCUUCAAGCUCUGGCGCGAGGGCGAGGAGGACAAUGAGCAGCCCACGGACACUGCCAACUCUGUGAUUAUUGCGACCGGUGCUUCUGCCAAGCGCAUGCACUUGCCCGGCGAGGACAUCUACUGGCAGGCCGGUAUCUCUGCCUGCGCAGUCUGCGACGGUGCUGUUCCCAUCUUCAGGAACAAGCCCUUGGCUGUCGUCGGUGGUGGUGACUCUGCUGCUGAGGAAGCUGUCUACCUCACCAAGUAUGCUUCGCAUGUGUACGUGCUUGUUCGUCGCGACAAGCUGCGUGCGUCGAAGGUGAUGGCCCACCGUUUGUCGAACCACCCCAAGGUCACGAUCCUGUACAACACUGUCCCGAUUGAGACCAAGGGUGAUGGCAAGUUGCUCAAGUCGCUCGUUCUCCAGGACACUGUGACGAAGGAGACCCGCACGAUGGACGUCAACGGUCUGUUCUAUGCGAUCGGUCACGUCCCCGCGACCGCACUGUUCAAGGGCCAGUUGAACUUGGAUGAGGAUGGUUACAUCAAGACUAUCCCCGGCACGACUGAGACCAACCUUCCCGGCGUGUUUGCAGCUGGAGAUGUCCAGGACAAGAGAUACCGCCAGGCUGUGACCAGUGCUGGAACGGGAUGCAUGGCGGCCUUGGACUCUGAGAGAUGGUUGGAGGAGCACUUCCCUGAUCAGCACUAAAACGGAAGAAGGACAAUAGCAUUUUUUUUUUUCAUUUCUGUAGAUAGACACAAAAAAAUAACAAGCAUCGACCAAUGCAAUAAAGAAACAGCACCCAUACAUUCAUUAAGAAA